AUGCAGACAACCCACAAACAAAUGCGGGAACUCAAAAAACCCCAUGGGGUACCGCCACCCACCAACGCUUACAGUCCGCAUUCAAGAAAUGCAGCUUUUCAAGCCUGUGAAGCUUGCUAUUCUCGAAAAAAGCGAUGUGUCAUGAGCCCGAGUCAUCAUCAAUGCACCUAUUGCUUCAGAGAAGGCCAACGUUGCGUACCGAGGGAGCGACCGGUCAGACGGGUGCGAAAAUACGUAGAUGAGGCCUCCGAUGAGCCCCCCCGCCCCAAAUAUGAUUUGCCAUUGCCGCAUGGAAUCGACCAUGAGGUGCCGCGAUGGAGCGCAGUGUAUUCAAUGUUCUCGGAAAUGAUGAGGCUGAUUCCUCCUGGGGAAAAUGGGGAAGGUGAAGAAAAUGAGGCUAAGAAUAAUCGGAAGCGUGCUGUUUCUACAGAUGACGAGCACAGCCCUAAUCGGAAAAAGAGUUGUCCCGCCAACAAACACUCGUCCAGCCGUGCUUCACAAGCCCCCGAUAUUCAACAAACUCCCAAUACCAUGAUUCACGAGGCAGGUCAUAGAACAUCAUCCUCUGGUGUCUUACCUACGUCGAAACCCUCUAUAUCCGCCCCGACGAACCGUCCAUUACCUGGGAAUAAUGGCACGGGAAUCUGUUUUGGGGAACUGGAUGGUUUGCUUCGGUUCUGA
Molecule: messenger RNA, 681 nt
Organism: Penicillium canariense
Lineage: Eukaryota; Fungi; Ascomycota; Eurotiomycetes; Eurotiales; Aspergillaceae
Exons: 2
Coding region: 1-681 (226 amino acids)
Biological process (GO): regulation of DNA-templated transcription
Molecular function (GO): DNA-binding transcription factor activity, RNA polymerase II-specific; zinc ion binding
Source: RefSeq, a predicted model, not a curated record